CUCAGAUCCAUCGUCAUCUUCUCAAUCUUGUUGAGGGAAGAAGAUACAUCUAGUACAGAUCCUAGAUAUGACGUGUCAAUUGUAAGCAGAAACGGUGGUUCAUAAUUCUUUGUUUUCAUGUUCGAUUCUAUUUUCUCCCUCAGGUUUGUCUUUGAUGCUUGGAUUGGAAAACUAAUCCAUGGCCGAUUAGGAGACAAUGGGGUUCUUUUUUUUCUCUUCUUUUGCUUUAGAGAUUUGAUUGUUGGCCAAAUUGAUGGAUCCAGUUUUUUUUAUUUGUUUCUUCUUCCCUCAACAAGACUAAGUGAGACGAUGAAUCUACAAUUAUUUUAUUUGGGCAUAUAUUUCCUAACAUUAUAAGUAUGUAUGGUUUUAAGAUCUUUGUAAAAAAAUCUCUUAGCUUACUCGGUUGAGUUUUGUGAUGAUAACUCAGAGUUCUCAGGUUCGAUUUCAUAAUUUGCAAAAAAAUUAAAAUCAACGACAACGUUUUAAAAACAACCCUAACUGACGACUUAACCCCAGAAUACACAUUCGUCUUGGCUAAAUACGGAAUAGACCUUUUUCUCGUCUAUGCGCCUUGUGAACGCCGCCAAAAAAAAGAAAAGUGGGUAUUUCUGUCGAACAGUUGGUGUGCAUAACCAACCACUAAAACUCUCGAUGAGAAGCAUCAUACCCAUAAACCCUGCGAAAAAGAUAGAAGCUGAUUCAAAUCCCGUCAAAGAAUCAGAUAGUUACUAUGAAGGCGAACGUCUUACGCAUCUGCUCGGCUUGAUUCAGAGAGGAAUUGAGACUUCGAAGCUUUCGGAUGUGAACUCAUUGCCUGAGAAGAUAUGGCUCAAGAAACAAAUCGCCAUUGGGAUCAACGAAGUCACUCGUGUUCUCGAGAGGAUGGAAUCCAACAACACUAGUGACCAACAACAAAACCCGAAACAACCUCCUGUUCAACUUCAGGUAGUGAUUGUAGUAGCAGACUGUAAACCGAGGAUGCUAACGAAGCAUAUACCCAACUUAGCUGCUUCGAGGGGUGUUCCUGUUCUCUAUAUUAGAGACAACAAACGAGCCUCUCUCAGAUUAGGUGAGUUGGUUAAACUCAAGACUACUCUAGCCAUUGGUGUUAAGGCCAGAGGAAACGAACUCAACCUAAUACUCCAACAGAUUCUUCCCAGUGAUUCUUUGAGCCUGUAAGAGAAAAGAGUUUCUUUU
Messenger RNA from Camelina sativa (false flax), 1200 nucleotides. RefSeq lists its product as uncharacterized. The record is from RefSeq and is a predicted model, not a curated record. Lineage: Eukaryota; Viridiplantae; Streptophyta; Magnoliopsida; Brassicales; Brassicaceae.